AUGGGUUUCAAUACGUUUGGUUCUCUUCUGGUCUCGCUCCUCCUGAGCACUGCGGCUCUCUCAGCUGAGGUGCCCACCAGUGCUCUGGGUGACCGAAAGCCCUUCUCGCCUCCGAGCCGAAGGUUCGCUGUCCAAUUCUCAUUUUCUGGCUCCGCCAAGUUCAGGAAGCGCGACGGCACCCCUGAUACAGAAGGCUUCUUCGAGAGCCUCCAACUGACGAACAACACAGCCAAGCCCGCUCUCAACUUCACUUCUGAGAUCUUCCACGGCGCCUCUUUCGACUUGGUGAACCACACCGCCAGUUCUCUGCAGCAGAUUGAGGAACUCCCGGAGGUUGAGAAGCUCUGGCCGGUUUCCGUUGUGAAUGCCCUGAAGCCCAAUGCAUCGGACAUUUCCUCUGAGCCUUUACCUAAAUGGGACCCGCAUACGCUCACCGGCGUCAAUAAGGUCCAUAAGCUAGGCCACAGUGGUAAGGGCGUUGUUGUCGCCAUCAUCGACACGGGUAUUGAUUACAACCACCCGUCUCUUGGCGGCGGCUUCGGCGCAGGCUUCAAGGUCGAAGGCGGAUAUGAUCUCGUGGGCGAUGACUACGAGGUUGGCGGUGAGUAUGUGCCUGAUGAUGAUCCCAUGGACUGUGCGGGACACGGAACGCACGUUGCUGGUAUCGUUGCCAGCUCGCACAAGGAUCUGCCUGGUGUUGCGCCUGAUGCCCGCCUGCGCAUCUACAAGGUGUUCGGAUGCGGCGGGAGCAGUAUGGAGGAUGUCAUCGCCCAGGGUUUCAUCAAGGCACAUGAAGAGGGCGCCGAUAUCAUUUCGGCCUCGUUGGGCUCGAACGCCGGGUUUCCUGAAAACAUUUUGGCGACUGUUGCCUCGAACAUCCAGGCCAAGGGAACCUUUGUUACUGUUGCCGCUGGAAACAGCGGAGAACUGGGUCCCUUUUACACCAGCAGUGCUGCCAACGGCUUUGGCGUUACUGCGGUCGGCAGCGUCGAGCACACACAGACAGCCGCGUUUACCUUUACUGCUAGAUCCAGCAGCAAUGAAACUCGCGAGAUGUUUUAUGUGAGCUCCGAUACCGCUCAGUGGGUUCGUAACGGCAGUUUCCCCGCCCACUUCCUUGAUCAGAACUACACCGGCCUCGACUCUUGCGACAUAUGGGAGUUCCCCGGCGUCUCAUCAGAGAGCGUCUUGGUGUUGCCACGAAGCACCUGCAUCUGCGAGUGCUGGCAAGUUCUCGACUCCAACCUCUUCGGCACCAGCGUCAAGUGGGUGUUUUACUACAACUUCGAGGGUGCUCCUUGGGAGAUCCCCAACCGCAGCGUUUACAACCCUCCAGAGCAACCCCUAGGAUUCGGCCUCCUCAGCUACGAAGACGGCCAGUGGCUCAUCAAGCAGAAGGAGCUCGGUCGCAAGGUCACUUUCGAGUUCGUCGCCAACGGAGGCAAGGCCGUCGCCAUCCCUGGCGUCAACUCCGAGUCCAUCGCUGGCGCCAUCGACUUCUUCUCCUCGUGGGGCCUGACUGUCGACGGACGUCUGAAGCCCGAGAUCUCCGCUCCUGGUAGGACUUUGAGUGAGAAAGCUUUCGACGCAGGCUAA
Molecule: messenger RNA, 1596 nt
Organism: Colletotrichum truncatum
Lineage: Eukaryota; Fungi; Ascomycota; Sordariomycetes; Glomerellales; Glomerellaceae
Source: RefSeq, a predicted model, not a curated record